Messenger RNA from Portunus trituberculatus (swimming crab), 1637 nucleotides. RefSeq names its product transcription elongation factor 1 homolog. The coding region runs from base 188 to 436 and encodes 82 amino acids. The transcript has 3 exons. NCBI's taxonomy places the organism in Eukaryota, Metazoa, Arthropoda, Malacostraca, Decapoda, Portunidae. Gene Ontology annotation, molecular function: RNA polymerase II complex binding. The record is from RefSeq and is a predicted model, not a curated record. Gene Ontology annotation, cellular component: transcription elongation factor complex. Gene Ontology annotation, biological process: transcription elongation by RNA polymerase II.
GUUUUUGGGCUCGUUUUGAUGGGAUUCCGCGGCAACACAGUCCACGAACUGGCAACUCUGCCACAACUGCUGCAGUGCUGCUUUUGUUUACAAGCUGCGGCCGCGGAGAGGGAACGUGAGGGGACGAGGUGCAUCUCACUGCCUCUGUCUGUUUCCAGUUCAAAGGAACGUCUGCUGUGCCACUGCAAUGGGUCGCCGCAAGUCAAAGAGAAAGCCGCCCCCAAAGAGGAAGAACAUCCAGCCUCUCGACACACAGUUUAAUUGCCCAUUCUGUAACCAUGAGAAGUCCUGUGACGUCAAAAUGGAUAAACCAAGAAACGCUGGGAGAGUCUCUUGCCGAGUUUGCCUGGAGGACUUCCAGUGUUCUAUAAACUAUCUCUCGGAGCCUGUGGAUGUGUAUAAUGAAUGGAUUGAUGCUUGUGAAACUGCCAAUUGAUGUGAGGUGCUUCCUCAUCAGCUGUAGUUGAAUGAAUGUGUGUGUGUGUGUGUGUGUGUGAGAGAGAGAGAGAGAGAGAGAGAGAGAGAAUGUUACCUAUACUAACGGGCAGCAGAAUUGGGUAGUAAUAUUCCAGGGCAUUUUUCUAGAGUAUGUUCCACUUUUAAAGAUACUGUGUUGAUCUUUAUUUUCUAUCUAAUUUGUGUAAUGUAAGGAAGGGUCCCAUAUGUCAUCACAAGGAAGUUUUGGACAUGUAACCAUAGUUAUUAUGUUGGAACUCAACCAUUGUUUAUUACCAGAUAUUAGAACCAAUAGGAAUUCAUCAUGUUUGUCUGUUGUUGGAUCAGAACCAAUUGUUAGAAUCAUGCAAUUGUAAUGACUAAAGAGUUAUCAUUCUCAUGGUAUUGGUAUUGAUAAUGUUAAUUUUGUUCAAGUGCAUGCAAAAAUACAUUUCAAGCCUGGCAUCUAUCAAAACUAAAAGCUUAAUAUAUGUAAAAGUUGAAUAUCCAUUUAUAGUGAGAUAUGCAUGUUGAAAAUGUAUGUAUAAAGAGAAAAGUUAGAUCUAUAAUGAACUAAUGAAUAGGUUAAUUACCUAAGAAUUGUGGCACUUGCAUGUUGAAAGUGGAUAUGAAAAAAAAAAGCUACAUUUACAAUUGCUUUAUAAAUGUGAAUAGCCUGCCUAAGUUAUGUAAAAGCUUAACUUGUAAAAUCCCAAAAUUUAUCAAGUCCUCAAUAUCUCCAAAUUUGGUAUGAAUGGAUUAAACCAUAAGAAAAUAAGGGAAGCUGCAAGAAGCCAUCAUAUGAAUGCAUGAAACUUUGUAUUUCAUUUGAGCUACCUUGAAUUAAAAAAGGUUUGAAUAUUUAGCAACUCUUAUCAGUGAUGUCCAUUAUUGAAUACAUUGAUUUCCACUUGAUUUUAUUCAAGAAGUUAUUACAGUCAAAGUUAAGUUUACGCCAGGCAGUAGUGAUUGGGAAGGUCCAGGAUGGCAGAGGCUACCUACUACAUAAAAACACAGGAAAGUAUGGGAAGCUGCAGGAAGCCAUGAAGUCCAUACAUUGCACCUCCUGUGGCAGAAAUGUGUAUAGAUACCAAAGCACCUAUAUUAAAUAGGUAAAUAGGAGUGUGGCUCACAGCUUUACUGUAAUGUGAAUAGAAUGCUGGCCUGUAAUUAAAUAUUCCAAAUAAAGUGGGGACAGAACA